GACGUAAGCGGCUGCACAGCCCGCAUUGUGAGGACCACACGACGUGCGUUCUAUAAAGAGCGCCACUCUUUGGCUUCGACGUCCAGACGGCGUCCACUGCGGGCCAGGCUCCAACUCACCCUCACCGCAGCCAUCGCCAGCCACUUCGCGACUCCACUAGGCGCCCUGGUCCACCGCGGACGACGCCGACAGGAAGUCCCGCCUACGCCGCGCGCACCCGCGUACCGCGACAGCCAUGCCAACCAAUGAGCGUCGCUUCUUCAAAGACCCUGACCAAUAGUAGAGCGCGCUGAGGAGGGGGCGUGUCUGGGCCGCGGGGCCGGGGAGCGGGUCGUGCGCGCUGAGGAGGAGCCGCAGCCGUCGCCGUCGCCGCUACCGCUACCGCUCUGCCGCCGCCGCCGCCGCCGCCGCCGCCGCCGCCGCCGCCGCCGCCGCCGCCACCGCUGCCGAGGCCGUGCGGAGCCGUUAUCGCCGCGCCGCCCGCCCCGGAGCAGAGUCCCGGGCCUUCCCGCCCGUGUUCAGAUUUUUAAAUAAUACAAUGUCUAAUGGUUAUGAAGACCACAUGGCGGAAGACUGCAGGGAUGACAUUGGGAGAACGAAUUUAAUUGUCAACUACCUCCCUCAGAACAUGACCCAGGAGGAACUACGAAGUCUGUUCAGCAGCAUUGGCGAGGUUGAAUCUGCAAAGCUUAUUCGGGAUAAAGUAGCAGGACACAGCUUGGGCUACGGUUUUGUGAACUAUGUGACUGCAAAAGAUGCAGAGAGAGCAAUCAGCACACUGAACGGCUUGAGACUCCAGUCCAAAACCAUUAAGGUGUCAUAUGCUCGCCCAAGCUCAGAGGUCAUCAAAGAUGCCAACUUAUACAUCAGUGGGCUCCCAAGGACCAUGACACAGAAGGAUGUGGAAGACAUGUUUUCUCGGUUUGGGCGAAUCAUCAACUCCAGGGUCCUUGUGGAUCAGACCACAGGUUUGUCCAGAGGGGUUGCCUUUAUCCGGUUUGACAAACGGUCAGAAGCAGAAGAGGCAAUUACCAGUUUCAAUGGUCAUAAACCCCCAGGUUCCUCCGAGCCCAUCACAGUGAAGUUUGCAGCCAAUCCCAACCAGAACAAAAACAUGGCUCUCCUCUCGCAGCUGUACCACUCGCCUGCUAGGCGGUUUGGAGGCCCUGUGCACCACCAGGCACAGAGAUUCAGGUUCUCCCCUAUGGGUGUAGAUCACAUGAGUGGGAUUUCUGGUGUCAAUGUCCCCGGCAAUGCUUCCUCGGGCUGGUGCAUCUUCAUCUACAACCUUGGGCAAGACGCCGAUGAGGGGAUCCUCUGGCAGAUGUUUGGCCCCUUUGGUGCAGUUACCAAUGUGAAAGUGAUUCGUGAUUUCAACACCAACAAGUGCAAAGGGUUUGGUUUUGUGACCAUGACAAACUAUGAAGAAGCUGCAAUGGCCAUAGCAAGUCUGAAUGGCUACCGCCUGGGGGACAAAAUUUUACAGGUUUCCUUCAAAACCAACAAGUCCCACAAAUAACUCGCUCAUGCUUUUUUUUUUUUCUUUCCUUCUUUUUUUUCUUUUCUUUUUUCUUUUUUUGUACGGAAUAGAUAAUUAAGAGUGAAGAAGUUGAAACUUUUUUGUUAGUGUACAACUCAUUUUGCGCCAAUUUUCACAAGUGUUUGUCUUAGUCUAAAUGAGAAGUGCAAAAGUUUUUAUACUCUGGGAUGCAACCAACAUGUUCAAAUGCUUGAAAUCCCACAAAUGUUAGACCAAUUUUAAGUUUCUUAAGUUAUUUCCUUUAAAGUAUAUAUUAAACUGAAACCUAAGUAGACUGCACUGACUAACCAGUCACUCUGGAUGGUGGUGGAACUGAAGCAUGCUUUUACUUCUAAGACUGUCUAACACCUGUUUCAUCUGAUGUCUCCACAGACUGGAUUUAAAACAAAACAAAAAAAAUUUUUUUUUUUAAUUUCUUUGUUUUAGUUUUUAACCUAAAGAUGUUAGACAGAUGGGGAGUGUGUUUUUUCUCAACUGCUUCACCAUUUUAAACAAUUUCUGCUUUAGUUGACAGGAAAUUUGCCCUCCCCAGCAGUCCCACUGCUGCCCCCUGCCCACUCAGUCCCAGCUCUAUGGUGUUGGGAGCAGCAGCAGGGCCCAUAUUCUGGGGCUCCCACAAGGGGAGGUGGGAAGAGGUUCCACAUGUUGGGCUGAGCCAGGCCCUCCAGAGACACAAAAGGUGUUUUGUAAGCCCAGGCACCAAUGAGAACGGACCAAAGAGUUUCAGGGCAGCUCCAGUAUAUUCCAGAGUCAAACCUGAGCUCCAGGCAUGCCUGAAGAUGCCCCACUCCUCUGACAUCCUGAGCGUCUGUCCACACAUUGCAUGCAUGGUGCCCACACAUCAGAUACUGUUGUUCAUGCAACUUCCCGAGUUUCCAAGACCAUUUAACCUAGCUUGAAUGCACAACGAUUGCUCUGUUUUUAAUGACACAGAAACAUUUGAGCAUUGUAUUCUCUCGCAUCCCUUCUUGUGAGCAGUAGACUUUUUCCAAUCUCAGUCAGAUUUUUGCUUUGACAUUUUGCUUUUGUAUGGACACUCAGCAGAAAAGUACUUCUUGCCAGUUAUCUAUUAACAAAAUCCUUCGAUUUGUAGUUUUAAGGAUUAACCCUCAAAGUUCUCUUCAUAACUGCCUUGACGUUUGGGGUUCUGUUCUGUUAAUUUUCUUUUGCUUUUUUGUGUUUUUUGUUUGUUUUUACUUUUGCAUUUAAGACCAUUAAAUUUGAUUUUGUUUUGCUCGAGUUUUGUUUUGUUUUUUGUUUUACCUUUUCUUUCUUUUUUGGCUAGGGAAGGGCACAGACAGCCCAGCAUUCAGGGAGGAGUCUGUCAGACCUUAAACACUGGCCUCAAGUUUAAAAAAACAUUUCUGGAGCUAUGGUAUAAGAAAUACAGUUAUGGAUCAAUGGUUCUUAACUCAGGAGCUGGUAGGAAAGGUCAGAGGGAAGGGAAGGGAAGAGCAGAUGAGGCCUGACCCCUACAGCCCUCAGGACUGCUCUGAUUUUUAUUAGUAUGUGGAGAGAAUGAGAACAGGCUAGUGCAGUUACUGGCAGCUCUUCACUUUGAUGUAAGCCUGGAGUGUAUAACAGCAGGGUAGUAUUUAGUUCUUGAUAUCAUGGUAUGAUAGCAUUAUUUAUAUAUCUGUUUAUAUAUGUAUAUAUACAUAUAGCUAUUUUGUUUCAUUUACUUAAGUGGAAAACUGAGCAAAAAGCACAGCCAUCUCUAAAGUAGGUCAGUGUAUCAAGAAGCCCAUGUACAAAUUGAGGCUACCUGUUCCCUCCCCCGCCUCCUUUUCCUGACUUCCCUGGAGGCUCGUUGCAGUGUUCUCUACCAUUGGUGAGGUUGCCUCAUGUACUCAGGCUUUGUCCCACCCUAAGUGAGCCAACUGCUGCUCAGUACCUCAUUCCAUCCCAUAAUUCCCAGCCUAUAAGGCCUGAAACCCAGAACCAAAGGCUCAUAUGCCCAGAUCUGACCAAAAAAGGAGAGGGGUCCUCUGCUUUGAGGGUACAGAGUGCACCUCCCUGUGGGACCAAAAUGUUGUGAUAAAAUACGCAUUUCUAGUUUCUUAGCCAGCAUUCUUCUGAGCGGAGGUGGGAUUCUCCUCAGUCGUGUAGCCUUUGUAUUCCACACCUGAAAGAGACUGUGUCUUUAAAGGACUUGGUGCUCAGAGCCAGCACCUUAAUCACUAUACCAUCCCUACCACCCAACACCUGUUUACUCCAUAGUAACUCUGAGAGGAACUGGGGAAAUGUCACUAGCUUCUGGAGGUCACUUGAAGUUCAUGGACAUUUUCUUCCUGUGUGGUCUCCACUGUCUGGGCAGCACUCUAGGUAAAAGUCCAGUGCCUUCCUUGAUGAGCUUUCUUUGUAGCGUCUAGAAGAAAGUAGCUUUGAAAAGGCACUCCUGAAAGCAGUUUUCAUUCUAUGAAAGGACUAGGUGCUGGACCUGGACUUGUCCAUGACAGCUAGUCAGGCUGGGUAGAAAUCCAGAAUCCAGACAUGUAUGUAGCUCAGAGAUUAAAGCACUUGCCAAGCAUGAGGACAGCCCUGAGUUCUGUCCCCAGCAUUGGAGAAAAAGUCACAACCCAAGAGAAAGGUUUUUUGUUUUGUUUUUUAAGGAAAAAUUCAUCCUGUUUUUAUUGAGCAAGUUAAGGCCAUUUCUUUUGUUGGGAAAUCUGAUGGGAAAAAAUAUAGAGAGUAGGUAAUGUUCAUUCAUCAGAAAUAUGGUUUGGCCAAUACCAAAGAGGCUUUGGCUGAGUUCUCUUGAGCUCCUCUGGUAGUGGGUUAUUUCUUGAGCCACCUCCAGGUUCUUCCACCUACUUCUGGUUGGGUUACCUGUUUCUUUCUUGAGUGAUUCUCUCCCCCAAUUGAAACUUCUAGGUAAUGUGCCAAGCCAUCCUGGCUGUGCCUCUGGUCACAGAACUGUGACUAUAUCUCCCUCCUCCCCAUACUCUGAUCAGCUACCAUCGUCCUUGACUACCUGAGAACCAAACUUCCCUUGGAGGGUGUGAUGUGAUGCCACUAUAUUGAAUGGGUUCUGUCUCCCUUGAAGUUGCCUUAACCUUUUAGUGGCAGUAAGUAGUUAAGAAACUCGUACACAUCUUCAGACUGGACCUCCUGGUAUAAGGAGUUAAAACUGGAGUCUCCCAGCUGACAUUUAAGGAGAACCCUGCUGGGUCAGAGAAAUUAAUGAGCCUCCAAGACAACAGUUACCUAUAUGGGGUUGCUUCCAAAUAAUAGCCAUUUGUCUAUAAAGUUAUGUGUGGAAAGGAUGUGACCUACUCCAGUCGUUAGAUUUGGAAAUCAAAGUUGAAAUAACUCAGCUCUUCCAGUUAGCGUGUUUCAGCAAGAUUUUAUCUCUUAAUGGUUUGUGUGGCCAGCUUUUCUAUAUUGGGUGAGAGAAUAUGAGUAUGCUGAGAGGUCUUCUGCCUCCUCUAUCCCCAACACCUUAUCCCUUCCCAUCUCUUCAGGAACUGCCUCACCUACUGGGACCCGAGGUAACUCCUGGGGAGGGAUCCCUGGGGUUCAUCACACUCAAGGGGUCAGGAAUCCUGUUUCCAAACCUUCCUAGAGUACCCCAAUCAUCAUGAAUGCUUACUGUUGAGUGGCAUUGAUGAUUUGACACAUUCUUAGGGGAGCAACAGAACGUGCAUUUCCAUCCUAAAUAAGGACCCUCCCACUCCCACCUUUGACCUUUAAUAAUGAUUGUAUUACAUUUCCCCAUAACCUUUUGCUGAUGUGGUUCAAUUAUUUCUCUCAGUCAUGAAAAUUAUUUAUUUAUUUUAUUUAUUUAUUUAUUUAUUUAUUUAUUACUUGUGAGUCACCAGCUGCCAAGUAUUUGCAUUAGUCUGGUGGAGACUUUGAGAGGACUGUGCUUUUCUGUUCCCCUCCCCCAGAAAAGAAGGCUGGUUGGUUGGUUGGUUUGAACCACCUCUCUUCCCACAUGCUGUUUCCCUCACAAUGGCUUACUUUGGGGGAGGGGAGGGCUUCUACCAGCUGAUUCCCAUGUUGUACACUAGAUGGCUAGACAUUUUGUAUAUUAGUGUGUUUUAAGUUAUUGAUUUGUUUUAUAUGAAAUAAUUUAUUUUUCAGGUACCAUUUUUUUUUUCAUUUUAACUUUGUUUUUACAUGGGUUUGUUUUCAAUAAAGUCUGACAUUGCUGUCCAAAGUCAACAAUAAAGUGAAUCCCAUUGUGUUCUUUUGAGGAUGUUUAUGUAACUAGCCUUUAAAAGUAAUUUUCAGAAAAAGAAAGGUGGGGAACAAAAACCCUUAACCUAUUUUCCUUCUCCCAUUGCCUUUUUCCCCCACUACUUUAAAUCCUUGUGAAUAAAUGUUCUUCAGUGUUUUAGGAAGAAAAAAGCAAACCUAGAUUUUGAUAAUCCAGAAGAUUUCAGAUUAAUGAAGCUUUGAAAGAACCAUUUUUCGAAAUUUCAGUGACGUGUGAAUAUUUUUUGUCAAUGGCUUUCUCAAAGAGAAUGAAACUUUUGCACCAUUUUCAGAGUUUUUAUAGAGAUGCCAAAUUGAUAUAUUUACAUGUAAUGGAAACAUAAAAAAAAGUUUUAUUAAACAAUUGUUCAUAGCUGUGUAGACAUUUUAAUUCAGCUUCCAAAGCUCUUCAAAGGCGUAUUUUGGAGAUAUGGGGUGUUAACUGACGAUUCCAAACUAGUCAGUUGUCUGAAUACUCGGUUCCUUCCACAGGUGUCAGGUUUGUGUUAAAACAUUCUAUGUUACCACUGACUGCAAUUCUCUGAUAUUUUGGUAAUAAAUGAAGUGGGAUCAUUGAGAUGUGAUGGUGUAGGGGUGAUCGUCUGUAUCAACAUUCCAAAGCCGGAUAAAGUACCAGGAGACUUCUUCCCUCAGUGUGCCAAGACCUGGCCGCAGCUUUGACCUAGUCAUGGACAGCCCAGGUAUGCUAUGUAUGUCUCCCUCAAGACCCUCCGAUUUCUGUCCAGAUGUUUCUUCCUCAUCAAGGAGCCCCAGAGUCCCGGAUGGUGGGCACCUUAUCCUUACCCGCUGGUUAGAUUGUAACAUGGCCACAUUUGAGCCACAGGGAUAGAAUGGGACUAUUUCAAGUAUAAUUCACCAUCUUACUGUGUAAUUAGGAGCACAGAAACUCGUGUGGGCUAGGGGUGUGAUACUUUGGAAAGCCAGUCUGUCUAGCCUGCACUAAGCUCUGACCUCCAUGCCCUGGUGCCAUAGAAAGCAAGCAUGGUAGUGUGUGCUUAUAAUCCAAAUUCUUGAGAGGAGCAGCAAAGAGACCUGUAGUAUAGUCAAGCCUUGACUAUGUAGCAAAUUUAAGACCAGCCUGGGAUACGAAAGACCCCAUAUAAGACUCCAACCCUUCCCAAUAAGGGGUUUAGGGGUGCUCCCAGGAGUUAAAGAUCUGAGUCUGGAAAACAAACUAGCUUGGAAACCUGGGAGGAAGAUGCAGAAAAAGUUGUUGAAGGCCCUCCUAAUUGAACAAACUUGGACAAGAAUGGGGGAGUUGGUGUGGGAAAACUAGUUUGGUAGCCACCUUGUUAAGGCAGGCCUUCUGGAAAGAGGCCUUGUGAUUCAACAGAGUAAGCUACACACUCUCAGUCCUGGCCAAAUGAUUGGCUGUAGACAAGUGUAGAGAGGCUGUGAAAUGCCACCAAGGGACUAGGCUUUAGGAGGGCUACAGGUUUGUUAUCACAUAUACAGGGGAGACUGUCUGAUUAGAUAAACAGGAUGCAUGGGAUCAAAAAAGUACUAGGGCAUCUGAGAAAGUACCUCAGUGACCCAAAACUAUGGAAGAAUAUUCAGUGACUUUUUGAACUGGUGAGGUGGCUCAAUGGAUAAAGCUUGCUACUAGACUGAUAAUCUGCUCUCAGUCCCCCAGGCUCUACAUGAUCAAAGGAGAAUCUACUCCCACAAGUUGUCCUCUGACAGAUCAGUAUGCAUGAUCAUACCCAACUUUGGUAAAAGAUUAAACUUCAAAGCGGCUUUCAGCAAGGCAUAGUGCCAUUAAUCCUAGCAUUUAGGAGGCAGAGACAAGCAAUCUCCCAUAAGCCAGACCUGGUUCCAGGCACCCAGGGCUACAUAGACCAUCUGAUAGAAAGGGUGGGGGAUAGGAGAUUUGUGAGUUAAGCCUAGUUCCUGCUUAACACUGGUUCCAGUCAGGCAGGGCUACACAGCAAAACAUUGGCUUCAUAAUACGAAGCCCUACUAUGAGGUACAGAUGGUAGCCUUCAAAGACUUUGGUUCUGGUCUGU
This is a messenger RNA of Mus caroli (Ryukyu mouse), 7767 nucleotides long. RefSeq names its product ELAV like RNA binding protein 1 (gene Elavl1). NCBI's taxonomy places the organism in Eukaryota, Metazoa, Chordata, Mammalia, Rodentia, Muridae. Gene Ontology annotation, cellular component: ribonucleoprotein complex. The record is from RefSeq and is a predicted model, not a curated record. Gene Ontology annotation, molecular function: RNA binding.